UGGCGACGGAGGGGGCGUUUCUUCCGCAUUCGUUUCUUGUGUUUACACAGUAGUUGUGAACGUGUAUUUUGUCAAGAUGAUUGAUCAGAAAGCACAAAAUAUAAGCUCUAUUCCAAUCGAUGCAUUUAGCAAUAUGCGAAUCACAUCAAUAUGGACAUUUCUGAUGUCUAUACAGUGGUCGGAGCCGUGGCUUAUUGGACUUCUGGGGUUCCAUGCUGUCUGUCUCCUUGCAACUCUCUUGACACGUAGAUUCUACAGAGUGCAAAUAUGCCAGUUCCUGGUUAUGGUAUGCAUGGUGUACAGCGCUGAAUAUCUGAACGAGGUGGCAGCCAUGAACUGGAGAUCAUUUUCCAAGUUCCAGUACUUUGACUCAAAUGGGAUGUUCAUAUCUUUGGUCUACUCCAUUCCCCUUCUGCUCAACACAAUCAUCAUUGUUGCGUUGUGGGUGUACAGGACGUUCUCCACCAUGAUAGAGCUGAAGACCCUGCAACUGAAGAGAAAGGCCCGUAGAGAGCAGAACAAGAAGACUGACUAAUCACUUUCCUCUGGGACCUCCAUUGAGAUCAGUGGGGUGCUGAUGCUGGGAAUCACCUCAACUGGAUCCAUGUUAACUUGGCUAACAUGGUACCACAUCAGCAUCACAUGGCAAACAUCUGCAUCACAACAUGGUUGGUUCCAGUGCUUCGACUGCCUAAACUUUUUGAAAGGUAGAUCUGUACUGUGUUUGUAUUAACUACAGUAUGAAAAGAGUGGAGGGGGCGAUCACUAUUGUUUUCCAUCUUUUCAAUGGGUAAAUUUCACACCUGCAUUGCUUAUAUACUUGCCCAAGUUGAUUUCCCUCUGCAAAUCAGAACAGACGGGAUGGCUGAAGAAGUAUGGUUGUGGUAAAGUUGCCUUUCUUCAUUAAGUGAAUAUCAUUUGAUGGAAUACAGUGUACAUAUAAAACAUUUAUUAAGGGGACCAAAUAUGUUAUCAAACAUUUAUAACAUUUUUUUCUUCAUAUUAUGUGAUGAGAAGGUAGCCUACUUGUUUUGCACAACAGUGUAAUGCUCAUGGCAAAUAUUGUCGUUAUUUUGCAUGUAGUGAUAAUGGUUAUGGAAAAUAAAAUGUUGUAUUGAG
This is a messenger RNA of Oncorhynchus gorbuscha (pink salmon), 1119 nucleotides long. It is a transcript of the gene tmem18, whose product is annotated as transmembrane protein 18. Bases 77 to 535 code for a protein of 152 amino acids. The transcript has 5 exons. Gene Ontology annotation, cellular component: nuclear membrane. NCBI's taxonomy places the organism in Eukaryota, Metazoa, Chordata, Actinopteri, Salmoniformes, Salmonidae. The record is from RefSeq and is a predicted model, not a curated record.